This is a messenger RNA of Rosa rugosa (rugosa rose), 1157 nucleotides long. Its product is annotated as phototropin-1-like. The transcript is spliced from 10 exons. Gene Ontology annotation, cellular component: nucleus. Bases 1 to 801 code for a protein of 266 amino acids. The record is from RefSeq and is a predicted model, not a curated record. Lineage: Eukaryota; Viridiplantae; Streptophyta; Magnoliopsida; Rosales; Rosaceae.
AUGGCUACACAUUCAGUAACUGAGCUUGUGCAGGCAGUGAGGAGACCGAGGUCACUUAGUGAAUCGACAAAUCUUCCCUUUAGAAAGUCUGGAGGUGGCGGUAGGGGAGAGAAGACGGCGCUCUUUCAUGGGGGUUAUUCGGAAAAGUCAAACUCAAAGCCAAGGCUGCCUGAUAAUCCCAUUAUAUUUGCAUCCAACAGCUUCUUAGAGCUAACGGAGUACAGCUGCGAAGAAAUAUUGGGAAGAAAUUGCAGAUUCCUUCAAGGACCUGAGACUGAUCCAGCAACUGUGAAAAAAAUAAGAGAGGCAAUUGACAACCAGACUGACGUGACUGUACAACUCAUCAAUUACACGAAAAGCGGCAAAAAGUUCUGGAAUGUCUUUCAUCUGCAGCUUAUGCGUGAUCAAAAGGGAGAAGUACAGUAUUUUAUUGGAGUACAACUUGAUGGCAGUCAGCACAUUGAGCCUCUGCAUAACUCUAUUCCUGAAGUUACAGUAAAAGAGAGUGAAAAACUGGUCAAAGAGACUGCAGUUAAUGUUGAUGAGGCAGCAAGAGAACUUCCAGAUGCCAAUAUGAAACCAGAAGAUUUAUGGAUGAAUCAUUCGAAGGUCAUUCAUCCAAAGCCUCAUAGACGGGACAGCCCCCCUUGGAGAGCUAUUCAAAAGAUUCUAGACAGUGGAGAACAGAUAAGAUUGAAACAUUUUAAGCCUAUAAAGCCCUUGGGAUCUGGUGACACUACACCAAUUUCGGAAUCAGACAACACAUAUCAGACGACAACAAACAUUUUAACUGUCGUCUGAUUAAAUCAGACGACAGCAAGAAAUAUUAUGUCGUCUAAGUUUUCGAAUCAGACAACAGUUUUUUCUUGGCUCUUGUGCAAUGACAUUUCAGACAAUGGUUGAUUUUUUUGAUGUUGUCUGAAUGAAUUAAUUCAGACAACAGUUAUUAUGUGAUGUUGUCCAAGGUUCAUUUAUACAAUGGUUGAUUUUUGCUGUUGUCUGAUUAUUUUCAAUCACACAACUGUUAUUAGGUGUCUGUUGUCUGAUAUCUUGUAAGUCAAUGGCUGCUAAAAGAUGUUGUCUGAUUUGAGUGGUUCAGACAAUGGUUUUUAAUUUGUCUGUUGUCACAUGAGUUUCAGACAAUGCACCUUAUUUGA